AUGGAUCACAUCAACUUUUCCCUUGUUGACUCUUCUUUCGAUAACCUCGAUCUUAAUGUUUUUUCUUCCACGAAAGAAGAAACGGACAUUUUAUCUUCAAUUAAGGAAGAAAUGGAUGCUAGAAAAGGUAACUUUAGCUUUAUUACGAAAAAUAAGAAAAAGGAACUUUCUAAAGUAUUUUUCAUAGAUCUGGAUGUUUAUCGAAGGAAUGAUGCAGAAGAACAGAACCACAAAGAAAGUUUACAAGCAAUUUCUUCUGCCAUACAAGUAAGUCUCAAAGGUUUGGCUUCCUUUUAUGUAUGA
Molecule: messenger RNA, 303 nt
Organism: Funneliformis mosseae
Lineage: Eukaryota; Fungi; Glomeromycota; Glomeromycetes; Glomerales; Glomeraceae
Source: the annotation of a GenBank genome assembly